AUGGAUUCUGUAGAAAUGAUAUGGGUACAAGUAUGCUAUUUUGUCGAGUUUAAAAAGACUGAAGAAAGCAAAUGGACAUGGGAUUAUAUAGGAAACGGUGAAGAAAAUGUGGAUAUUCUUUAUGUUCCAUCUAGCAUUUCGUAUAUAGAGUUGUACAACAAAGUGCAAGAACUUGUUAAUGUGGAUUCAAAGUUAUAUGAAAUUGAGAUGAUGUCCCUUAAUCCUGGAAUGUCUAAGUUUUCAGUUCCACCACAAAGGAUUAACAGUGACAUGAAAGUGAAGUGGUUUCUUUCUAUUUGUAAAAAACAUCCUCUUUGCGUGACUAUUUCGACUAAAGUUACAGGUGAAUGUGAUAGUGUAAGGGAGUUUGAAAGAGAUUGUGGAGUAGAAACUAAUGGUGGAGUAGAAAAGGGAGAUGUGAGCCAUCAAAAUGAAGUUGAGCUAUAUGAUGGCGAUCAUGGAAAUGAUAACGUAGAAGAAGGAAACUCUGUGGAUUGGGAUAACUUGCAUAUAAUUCAAGGUAGUUCCGAACAACAAGAUUUCGAAGAUAAAUCUCCUCCGAGAAAUGAAAACAAUGUUGAUUUCUCCAUGGAAGAGGACAUUAUUGGUACUUUAACACAAGUCCUGUGUUCAAUUCCUUAUAGAUCAUCAGUUAGGAUUCCAGAAAAUGAGGAUGUACAUGAUGAUGAACUAUUUCCAACUAAAAGUGCUUUGAUAUCAAAACUCCAGCUACUUGCCGUGAAGUACCAAUUUGAAUUUAAAGUGAAGAAAUCAAAUAAGAGUGUUUAUACAGUCGUUUGUGUUGAGAAAAUUUGUAACUGGCGUUUACGGGCAACGAGCAUAGCUGAAUCUGAGAUUUUUCAAAUACGAAAAUAUUCUAGCCAUCACAUUUGCUCUAUGAGUGUUCGUCGCAGGGAUAAUAGACAUGCUACCUAUUCGGUAAUUGGAAAACAUGUAGCUCCAAAAUAUCAUGAUGCCAACAUAGUGUACAGACCAAGAAACAUUAUCAAUGACGUUCGUCGAGAGUUUGGCAUAACUAUAAAAUAUCACAAGGCGUAUAUGGCCAAAGAAUUUGCUUACAAAGAGGUUCGAGGUAGCCCUGAUGAUAGCUAUGCAAAGUUACCAAUGUAUUGUCACAUUCUGGAGAAAAAUAAUCCUGGUAUGUUGACCUUUAUUGAAACCGAUAAUGAUGGACAUUUCAUGUAUUUUUUUAUGGCAUUAGGACCAAGCAUAUGUGGAUUUCUCUCUUCAAUUCGACGGGUAAUUUGUGUGGAUGAAACAUUUUUGAAAUCUAAGUAUCGAGUGGAUUCAGAAAACAAUGACUCAUGGACUUGGUUCUUUCAGAAGUUACGACAGAUAACCGAUGACACAGACGAGCUAGUCUUUAUAUCUGACCGUGCAACAAGCAUAUCAAAUGGUUUCAACAGCGUCUAUCUUAACGCACAUCAUGGACAUUGUAUAUGGCAUUUGCAAACUAACUUGAAGAGCAAAUUCCCUCGCAUAGAUAUUGUGCCAUUGUUUAGAGCUACUGCACAGGCAUAUAGUUUGGCAAAAUUUGAGAUUAAUAUGCAAGCAUUGUGCAGUCUACACGAGAAAAUCAGAGAAUACUUAGAGGAAGAGGUUGGCGUGGAGUAUUGGUCAAGAGCACAUUUCAAUGGAAUCAGAUACAAUACUAUGACCACAAACAAUGCAGAAUCAUUAAAUUCAUUGUUGAGAAGUGCUCGAGAAUUUCCUAUACUUGCUUUGAUCGAGUAUAUCAGGGAAAAGAUGCAGAGUUGGUUUCAUGAUAGGCGCAUUGAUGCCGAAAAAUGUACAAGCUAUCUCACCCCGCCAAUAGAGGAGAAAAUGUACGAUAGGUAUAAUGAGUCAAAAGGUUUUGAGGUAAAAGCUCUUAGGCCAGAUGAAAUGCAAGUGAGUGAUAAAAUGGAAAAAUUCAUUGUUAAUUUGGAGAGGGGGACAUGCACAUGUAAGGAAUUUGAUCUGGACCAAUUUCCAUGUGCACAUGCAAUUGCAGUAGUAAGGGAUGUUGGAGACAACUGUUAUAGGUUUUGCUCUCCAUUUUAUAGCACUUCUUACUGGAAACAAGCUUAUUCUGAAUAUAUAUAUCCACUGUCAAAUGAGGUGGACUAG
Olea europaea var. sylvestris is the source of this 2130-nucleotide messenger RNA. RefSeq lists its product as uncharacterized. The transcript is spliced from 2 exons. Lineage: Eukaryota; Viridiplantae; Streptophyta; Magnoliopsida; Lamiales; Oleaceae. Bases 1 to 2130 code for a protein of 709 amino acids. Gene Ontology annotation, molecular function: zinc ion binding. The record is from RefSeq and is a predicted model, not a curated record.